Trichomonas vaginalis G3 is the source of this 441-nucleotide messenger RNA. RefSeq lists its product as uncharacterized. The transcript has a single exon. NCBI's taxonomy places the organism in Eukaryota, Parabasalia, Trichomonadida, Trichomonadidae. The record is from RefSeq and is a predicted model, not a curated record. The coding region runs from base 1 to 441 and encodes 146 amino acids.
AUGUUCUUUUUCUUAUUCAGCCUUAUAGUUUCCCUUACAGAACCAAAGAAAGUCUCUUCGGCAGGUAUCGAAAGCCAAGAGAAAGUUAGCUUGCUUAAAGUAGGAAUUCCUCGAAAACCUCUAAAAACAUUAACUCCGAAACCUUCAAUCACUAAAUUCCGUGUAUCAACAAGAGAUCUAAACAACUUAGCUCAACAGAGUUUCCCACAGGAAGAAAUACCUCAAUCUUUGACAGAAGAAAUCAAAACUCAACUUACAUCAACUCCUAUGAUCAUAUUUUAUAUAGUAUUAGGUGUUUGUGUAUUAAUAGUUAUCGGUGUAUUCAUGUUCUACAACAACUCCGAUGAUGAUGCAGACAAUACUCAAGAUGCAAUCAUUGAAAGCCAAUAUAAUGAGCAUCUUGAUCCUCAGUUGAAGAAUGAAUCACCUCUUCAAAUAUAA